UGGGUAAAAGCAAACCCUCAGCAAGAGGUGUGCGUUUGUGUGUACUGCGCUAAUUUCCAGUUGUGCGUCUCUGCUAUCCGAAACAGUACUCGACGAUCCUUCAGCGGGGACUUACUUAAGUCUUACUACCUCUGUAGUGACGCUUCGGAGGCCUGUCGCCUGAAGAAUUGUAAUAACUGCCCAGGCGAGAACGGAAUUUCACUGCAAACACUAAACAUCGAAGACGACGAGGAAAUUAAAGUGGCAACCUGGGAGGGUGGAACACUGGUGAAGAAGGAAGUGGAGGCGUUUGUUUUCCUCACAGAGGUGAGGAAGUGGACGUCUGCACAUGUUACUCACGAGCACAUAAGGGCUAUUCAGAGCAGCGUCAUUCAUGAAUAUAAGUCGUGUCCAGCACCCAGAACGUACAUAGUUCAUUUUGACUUCGCUGAAAAUUGGACGGUUGUGUUACCAGAUGAAGUGCAGUCGUACCAUUGGAGCAAGAAGCAGAUAUCAAUCUUCACGUGUGUUGUUACCACACAACUUGAAAGACUGUGUUUUGCUGCAGUAAGUGAGGACCUCUCUCAUGACUCCGCGCAUGCACUGUUUGCAACGCAAGCUAUCGAGGAGUGGCUUGACGAAAAUAGAACUAUUGCCACGAACGUGGUGUACAUGUCAGAUGGUGCAGCGAGCCAUUUUAAGAACCGUUUCAGAACCGAGAGAUUGUAUGAGCUUUCAAAGACUGGGUUUGUCGAAGCAAGAUGGAUUUUCACAGCCACCGGACAUGGGAAAAGCGCAUGUGAUGGAGUAGGGGGAGUUCUGAAGCACCAUGCUACACUUCACAACAUGAGAUCUCCACCACAAGAAGCCAUCAUGACGCCCCAGGAUAUCAUCCAUCGGCUCUCAACGAAGCUGAAAGGAGUACACCUGUUGCUUCUUCCUGCAGAGCAUGUUUCAUCGUUUCGUGCAGCUAAGAAACAGGAAUGGGAGGGCUUAAAAGGUGUUCCUGGGAUACAGAUGUCUCAUAUGUGGAUAUGUAAUGCAACCAACGGGACUCGCCAGGUGUACAUGGCGAGGACUGCGAAGAGCGACCCUAAAAGGGUGUUUUCGGAAACUGCAGCGUUCAGCAAUAAAGAUGAACGCGUGUGCUUGCACGCUUCAUAAUCUUUUUUCUCACUGUCACUUUAUUAGUGGAAUGUAGCCGCGCCAACGAAGCCAACAGCGGUUCCGAUGCCGCUUUCGGAAGUAAGCGUAAUCG
Molecule: messenger RNA, 1237 nt
Organism: Ornithodoros turicata
Lineage: Eukaryota; Metazoa; Arthropoda; Arachnida; Ixodida; Argasidae
Exons: 1
Source: RefSeq, a predicted model, not a curated record